AAUGUACUUUAUGGAGAAAUACAAGGGUGUGGUCAUAAAGAAAGGUAAUUGCCAAGAAAUACACAGUUCCUGGUUUAUUUGAGCUCAUUCAGCGUCAUCAGUCAAGUAACCUACUUAUACAGAACCACUAGAUGGCGUACUCAACACAAACACUGGCUAAAGGCUGCUUUGGGAAAAUAUAUAAAGAAAAGUUUGGAGACGUAUGGGCGGCUAUAAAGAGAGUCCCUGUUGAAUACAUCAACAGACACGACCUGGAAAGAGAAUGCCAAGUAUAUCAUAAUGUACGUCAUCCCAAUGUGGUAAAGCUUCUUGGUGACCCUUGGAUGAAAGAUUAUAUGUGGUACAUUCCUCUGGAAUUCAUCUUUGGAGAAGAUCUUGAGACAACCAUCUUUAAGGCACAAAUCUCUAAAAUACAGUUGACUCCAGCAGUGAAAGCCACGAUCAUUAUUGGUAUGUGUGAUGGUUUGCUUCAUCUACACAAUAAAGACGUCGUCCACCAAGACCUUAAACCUGAUAACAUCAUGGUCGAGCAUCAAACCUGUCGUGCUGUGAUCAUUGACUUGGGCUUGGCAAAGUUUUUCAAAAACGGACUCAGCUCUGCACAAAAUAUGGGCAAUGAAGCGUACUCAGCUCCAGAGAUCCUGCAGAGGGGUGGAGUUCGUGACAAGCGAUCAGAUGUUUGGGCGAUGGGUAAAAUCAUAGCUGAACUCUGUGCGAGGAUCAGGUUACCGACUCAAUACGUGUCCGCCAGCAAAAUUCAGGAAACUCUUAAAGAUCAACCAUACUGUAUGGCAGUGUGCAGGAUGGUGGACACCAAUCCAGUUUCUAGAAUUACUAUGGCUGGAGUCAUCUCAGAAAUUAAGAGAGCUGGAUCAGUAGCACAAAUGAACGUCAGGCCAAGUGACAUCACUGUUGCACAGGGAAAUGAAAUGAGGGGAAAUCAAAGGCGGGUUCAGCAAGUAGCUUCGCCACCUAAGAUGGAAAUAAAGAAACCUCCUGUAAAUCAGAUAUAUUAUCAGCAGGAUCCACCUCAACAGAGGGAAAUGGGAAAGGGAGCAGUCGUCCCACUAAAAGGACCGGGUGCGAACAAUCCGAUGUCCCUAAUGUCAUUUCCUUGCCCCCUACCAGAGACCGGAAAAGUGAUUCAAGAACGCUAUAAUGAGGAGAAAGGAGCUAUGGAAUAUAAAGAGAUUGUCACAAAAGGAGGGAAAAUCAUUAAAUAUGAAAAAGUGCAAAUAAUGAAAGAUUCCUAAGAAAAUAAGAUUUUUGUCCUGGGAACUGGGUGCAAUUUUGAUGUCAGUGUAUCUCUAUAAUGUUUGAAAAAGUCAGUAUUGGUGAUCAUGUUUUGUUGUCUCAUCAUAGAUUUCUUUUUAUUGUACAAUUCCAGCAAGGUAUAGCCAUCAUUUUACAGUGUGGCUUAACUAUAGGUCCGAUACUGCUAUGAGUAACUUACUUUUAGUCUAAAUAAACUUCUCAGGUUACGUAGGUAACCCUAGUUCCCUGAGAAGGGAACGAGACGCUACGUCCCCAUAGCAGCUCAAGUUCCUCAAAAGGGAACGUCUCAGGUUACUUAUGUAACCCAAGUUCCCUGAGAAGGGAACGAGACGCUGCAUCGAAGCGUUGCUAUGGCGAAGCGUUGCUAUACGGACUACCGGCACAUCCGGGAAUUUGACUGUAAAUUUCGUCACCGCCCCUUUUUGGGGGAUAAAAAAGCAGACCAUCCAUUGGCUUCCAUUCAAAAUAGCGGAACAAAGCAACGUUUUUACACAGCCG
This is a messenger RNA of Misgurnus anguillicaudatus (oriental weatherfish), 1773 nucleotides long. RefSeq lists its product as uncharacterized. Gene Ontology annotation, cellular component: nucleus. NCBI's taxonomy places the organism in Eukaryota, Metazoa, Chordata, Actinopteri, Cypriniformes, Cobitidae. Gene Ontology annotation, molecular function: ATP binding; protein serine/threonine kinase activity. Gene Ontology annotation, biological process: protein phosphorylation; mitotic DNA damage checkpoint signaling. The record is from RefSeq and is a predicted model, not a curated record.